This is a messenger RNA of Dendronephthya gigantea, 1924 nucleotides long. Its product is annotated as E3 ubiquitin-protein ligase TRIM56-like. Gene Ontology annotation, cellular component: chromatin; nucleoplasm. The transcript is spliced from 5 exons. The coding region runs from base 85 to 1824 and encodes 579 amino acids. The record is from RefSeq and is a predicted model, not a curated record. Gene Ontology annotation, biological process: positive regulation of DNA-templated transcription. Lineage: Eukaryota; Metazoa; Cnidaria; Anthozoa; Malacalcyonacea; Nephtheidae. Gene Ontology annotation, molecular function: zinc ion binding; ubiquitin-protein transferase activity.
AGCUUAAUACUUUAAUUUUAUAAUGCGAUCGUUUCGUUGAAUUUACUAAGCCAAGGUGCAAGUGAAGCUGAAGCGAGAAAAGCAAUGGCGAAUGUUUCACCUGACAGUGGUUCUGUUGAUGAAAUCAAAGAUCUUCUCACUUGCUCAUUGUGCUCAAAUAUUUUACAUGAUCCAAAAAGCUUGACUUGUCUUCAUAAUUUCUGUAAAGGAUGCUUAGGAAAGUAUGUUGAACGUCUUCGUGGUGGUGACCAAAACAUUGAGACAUUUCCAUGCCCUAAAUGUCGCUUAGAGUUUACCUUUAAAUCACAUCAAGAUUUGGCUGAAAUGACAAGUAAUUGUUUCAUCAAGAAUUUGCUGGAUAUUUUGGAGAUUCAACAGAGAGCCAAAAGUUCUACUGAAUGUUUUCGCUGCAAAGAUCCUGCCAUCAAACACUGUUCAUCAUGCGAAAUCUUCAUGUGUGACAAAUGUUCAGAAUGGCAUGACAUAUGGCCAGCUCAUAAACACCACAAUGUAUUAUCUGUGAAAGAACUAAGUUGCCCUAAAAGUCAAAUAAAAAUGAGAAGGAAGCCUCACUGCAUAAAACAUAAAGAUAAAGUGCUGGAUUAUUUCUGUGAAAGUUGCAAGGAACUUUGCUGUAUUGAUUGUGUUGUAUUAAAUCAUCAGAAAUCCAAUCAUUUGUGCGUGGCUAUGAGUGAAGUUGCGCAGAAACAAAAAGAAACAUUGCAAUCAAGCUGCUCGACGCUUGAUAAGAAAUUAUCGGAAGCAACCGAAGCUUUGACUAAUAUUGAAAGUGUAAUGAAGUCUCUUGAAGAAAAUGCUAAAACUGCAAAAGAUAAGAUCAAAGAACAAAAGGAAAAAGUUUUGAAGAUUGUGAUCGAAAAAGUUGAUGAGAGAACAAAGGAAAUAAACGAAGAAGUGGACAAGGCUUAUGAUAAAUUACAGAGUGAACUAAACAAACAACAUGAUGAAAUUAAAGAUUAUCGUGACAAACUACAAGCUUCAGUGCCCUUGCCUAAAAGUCUCCUGAAGAGGGGAAGUAUUGAAGAAAUUCUUUCCUUGCAAAAACAGAUUGAUGAAAGUAUUGAAAUGUUGCAAAAUGAAAAGCCAGAGGAUCUAACAGCAGUCAAUGAUGGCAAUAUUCAGCAUGUACCUGAUGAUAUUAAUAAUAUCAAUGUUGAUGAAGUUGUUGAUAAAUUGGGAUAUAUUGAAGGACAUGGUGGACAUUUCAAUUUAAGAAAUUCGUCCAGUAUUUUGAAAGGAGAGAUUGCCUUCAUUAAACAACUUCAGAAAUGGUUGGGAAAGAAAUGUAAAUGGAAUCUUUGUUACCGUGCUUCAAGAGAUGGUUGGGGAACCCGCGAUUUUCACAGCCAUUGUGACAAUAAAGGACCGACAGUGGUUUUGGUGAAGGCCAAUAAUUGUAUCUUUGGUGGAUACGCUGACGUAGGCUGGCAAGGUAAUGUUGGGUGGACAAAUUCCAAAUCUUCAUUUAUUUUUUCACUACGAAACAAAGACAACCUUGCUCCUUUUAUUACUAACAUCAAGCAAAGCAGGAAAGGAUAUGCAAUGUACUGUAAGUCUAGUUAUGGACCAACCUUUGGCGGAGGUCAUGAUUUUUACAUUGGGGACAAUCCUCGAGCUAAUAAGUCAUCAUACUGCGAUUUUGGAAACACGUAUCAUCUUCCUCCUGGUUAUAUAUAUGGCAGUGAACAAGCAAAGAACCUUCUUGCUGUUUCACUGGAACAAACAUUCCCUAAAUGGCGGAUGUGUUUUCCGGAGAUGCUCUACGAGCAAGUGCUUCAUUUACGGCUGGUGGGAAAUUCGUGAUAGCCAUUAGCACAGAUAACGUAGAAGUGGCAAAAGAAGUGUGUAAAACUGUAACUAAACUUGGUUUGGGUCUUGGCGCUCUGUAUGCUGGUUAUAGUUU